Messenger RNA from Cladophialophora immunda, 891 nucleotides. RefSeq lists its product as uncharacterized. The transcript is spliced from 2 exons. The record is from RefSeq and is a predicted model, not a curated record. NCBI's taxonomy places the organism in Eukaryota, Fungi, Ascomycota, Eurotiomycetes, Chaetothyriales, Herpotrichiellaceae. Gene Ontology annotation, cellular component: membrane. The coding region runs from base 1 to 891 and encodes 296 amino acids.
AUGUCCAUCAUAACACGAAAGAACUUCACCUCCACUUUCCACAAUGACACAUAUCCAGUCUUGCAAGAACGACUGAAAAAUGCGGACCUGGCGAACAGGGCAGUCUUCAUCACAGGGUCGGGAACGGGCAUUGGAGCGGCGACGGCGCUGUCUUUCGCGAGAGCGGGGGCAAAGGCCGUCUUUCUCUGUGGUCGUACGCUCUCGACUCUCGAGGAGACACAGCAACAAAUCUUGAAGGAAUGUCCAAAUGUCAUUGUGGAGAAGUUUGUCUUCGAUGUCACCGAGGGCCUCGAACGAACGCGGCAGGUCUUCGCAGAGGCAUGCAAGAUAGCCGGCCGUCCGCUCGACAUCCUCAUGAACAACGCCGGCUAUAUCGCGUCAAUGCCCACCACACCAUCUCCGGGCAGCAACUGGGAUUUCGAUAGGUACUGGAAACAUUUCGAGGUCAACGUGAAGGGGCCACUCGCUCUGGCUACCGCAUUCCUCGAAUAUGCGUCUGAACAGCCAACGCUUCUGAAUAUCUCAUCAGGUGCGGCUGUGAUUGAUUUCGUUGCUGGGCUGUCUGGUUACGGCGCAAGCAAAAUGGCAGCUUUCAAGAUGUUCAGCUACCUUUACCACGAGCAACCCAAGCGUGGCCUCAAGGUGUUUCAUGUCCACCCAGGCGUCGUUGCUACUGCAAUGGCGAAGGAGGGGAAGUCAAUAUGUGAUGAUACUGCCGAACUCGCUGCAGACUUCCUCGUCUGGCUGAACGCCCCCGAAGCUGCGUUUCUCCAGAAUCGAUUAUUAUACGUGAACUGGGAUGUCGAAGAGCUGCUGGCGAAGCGUGAGACCAUUGUAGCGCAGGACCUGUUGACCCCUGGCUUGCGAGGGUGGGACUCGACGGCUAUGUAA